This is a messenger RNA of Ichthyophthirius multifiliis, 3144 nucleotides long. RefSeq names its product kinesin motor domain protein. NCBI's taxonomy places the organism in Eukaryota, Ciliophora, Oligohymenophorea, Hymenostomatida. Gene Ontology annotation, biological process: microtubule-based movement. Gene Ontology annotation, molecular function: ATP binding; microtubule motor activity; microtubule binding. The record is from RefSeq and is a predicted model, not a curated record. The annotation marks the transcript as partial. The transcript has 6 exons.
AAAAGCAAAAAAUAAAAAAUUUAAAUUAAAUUAAAUUUAUAACCAUUGCUUUCUUUUUUAAUAAACAGAGCCAUCCCUAACUGUAAUAUAAUAAUAAAACCCAUUAACUCCAAAAUAAAAACAAAUAAUGACAUCUUUAAAAACUUAAGAUCGAAAAACAUAUUUAACGAGCAAAUUAUACUAAAAAGGAUUUUCUAUUACUAAUGUAUAACCUUUAAAAUUACAAGAAUUCGAAUAAAACAUGUCUGAAAUCCAAGAAAUUAACAGUAAUAAAAAAUACCUAACAAAUUCUCCUUUAAAAAACUAACCAAGUUCAAGUGCUAUAAAAUAAAAUAAUGUGAACGAUUCAAUGUAAAAUUCUUAAAUUUUAUCUCAAUAGUAAAACUAGAAUGAUUCUGAUAAUAAUUCUAAAUAAAUAUUAUCUUAAUUAUAAUAACCUGUUAAAUAAUCAUCUAAUGUUAGGACUUUUAUCAGAGUACGUCCUUUAAAUAAAAUGGAAAUAGAAUUUAAUUAAAAUGGAUGUGGUAAUGAAAACUUAAGGUUCCCAGAUUUAAAAUCAGUAUAAGUUAUGCCAGAAAAAACUAUCUUUACACUCGAUAAAGUAUAUCCACCGGCUUCUUAAUAAUCUGAAAUAUAUGAAGAUGUAGGAAGAGAAAUGGUCAAUGAUGUCCUAUUAGGUUAUAAUGGUACUAUUUUUGCCUAUGGAGCUACUGGCUCUGGUAAGACACACACAAUGUUCGGAAAUGUAAACGAUUAAUAAUAAAAGGGAAUAAUUCCUCGAGUAAGUAAUUAAAUUUUUUAAUAUGUAAAUUAAAGUACUGAUAUUGAAUUUUCAAUUACUUGUAGUAUGUUAGAAAUAUAUAAAGAGUAAUUAUUUGAUUUACUUAAUACGAAUAAAUAGAAUUUGAAAAUAAAAGAAAAUGCAAAAGAAGGUGGUUUAUAUGUACAAGGACUUACCAAUAUAACUGUAGAAAGUGAAUAAGAUAUACUAGAUGCCAUAAAUUUAGGAUAUUCAAGCAAAUAGACUCGAGAAACACGAAUGAAUGAGUAUUCUUCCCGAUCUCAUACUAUUUUUACAAUAAAUGUAAACCAAAAAUGCCCUAAUGGGUAAUUAAAAACCGGAAAAAUGAACCUAGUAGACUUAGCUGGGUGUGAGAAAAUCGCCAAAACACAAGCCUGGGGUGAAAUGUUAGAAGAAGCAAAAAAAAUAAACCUUUCAUUGUCAUGUUUAGGGAAUGUUAUUCAUGCUUUAACUUCCGGAGCUGACCAUAUACCUUAUAGAGAUUCUAAACUAACUCGAAUAUUAUAAGAGAGUCUAGGAGGAAACUUUAAAACAUCACUUAUAGCCGCUAUAUCUCCACAUUCUAGUCAACAUGAGGAAUAAAUAAGUACUCUGAAAUUCGCUACAAGGGCUAAAACUAUAAAAAAUAAUGUCAAGAUAAACAUUAUAUUGUCUAAUGAAUAAAUGAAGGUGCUUAUUGAAUAACUUAAAGGAGAAUUAGCUAAAAGUAAAGAAUAGAAUGAUAAAUGGAAAAAAAUGGUGCAGAAAUUAAAGGAGGAAAUAAAAAAUAAUAACAAUGGAGGAUCUUUUAUUAAAAAUCUAGAAGAUAUUAUCAAUAAUAAUGAUAGUGAAGGUAGUAAUACGGAAUAAAAUAAUAGUAUUAAUAAUGAUAAUGGAGAUGAAUCGGAUCUAGAUGAAAGCUUUGUAGAUUAAUAAGGAGGAAAUAAUUAACCAAGUAUUUUUAGUGGUAAAAGAUAAUAGGAUAAUGGGGGUAAUUAAUAGAAUGCUUUUUUAAAUAGUAGUUAAAAGGAUAAUAAUAAUACAGGAUAAUAUAGAGGUACAAGUUCUGAUUUUAGAAAAAGAUAUUAAGAAAAGAAUAAAUUAUGUAGAAAUUUAUAGAAGGAAAUUAUUAUUUUAAAAAAAGAAUUAAAUGAACAAGAAAAAAAAAUGAUGGAUAUUAGAUAUUAGAAAUAAUAAAUUGAAUAAUCUUAUACUGAAUAAAAAUCUAAAAAUGAAUAUAAUCUGUUUUAAACUGAAGUUUUAUAAAAAUAAGUAACUUCUCUUAUAGAAACUUUAUGUAAAUAUGAAAAGUAAAUUAGUAAAAUGAUUUAAGAAAAAACUACAAAUAGUAAACUAAAUAUAGAAGAUUAUUUAAAAAAAAAAUUUAAUUUCUAAGAAAUAUCUUAUUCAGAAUAUUUCAAAAAUUCAACAAGUUUAACACUUGAUAAUUAUGUUUUAUAAUGGUCAGAUUAAUAGAAAAAAAUUUAACAAUUAGGAGUAGAUUUUAACAAUUUAUUUGAUGAAAAUUAAGAACAAGAGGGAAAUCAAAAUUAAGGAAAAAAACACACAUUUACUAAAAUGGAAACAUUGUUAAAAUAAACAAAAGGAAAUAUUAAUAAUUCGUUAAAUUAAAAAUAAAUGUUAGAAAAAAUAACUCUUUUUCCUUCUAAAUUAGAUAAAUUUCAUCAAAAGCAUCACAUUUCGAGAGAUUUAAUGAUUAUUCUAUUAAAAAAAGAAUUAUUUAAUUCCCAUAUUAUUAAUUAAACACUUUCGAGAACUAUUUCAACUUUAGAAUGGAAAUAAAUAAUAGAAUAUGGAAAAGAAACACUUCUUAUAGAAUUAAAUAAAGUACAAAAAACACACAUUGAUAAUUUAGAAAUAGUAAUAAAUGAAGCAAGUGCUAAUUAUAAAUUAUUAAGAAGAAAAAUCGAAUAAAUCGAGUUAGAAUAACAUAUAUAAAACGAUUAGAAAUCAUAAGAGGUAUAAGAUAAAAAGGGAAACAUAGGCAAAGACAAUUAAACAUUAUAAUAAUUAAUUAAAAAAAAAGUAUAGAAAGAUAAAGUAUUAAAGGUAGUUUUUUAGGCAUUUAAUAUAUGGACUUAAAUUAAACAGAUAAUAAUAGUGAAGAAAUUAUUUAAAAAUCUGUUCUACCAUAAACAUAUGAUAAAUCAAUAGAAGAAUUAAAAGAAAGAAAUUUAUUAUUAAAAAGGGUAUUUGAAGAAAUAAAAGAGAACUUUUAUAGUGGAGUAAACUAAUAAUUAAUUGAAUAAAUUUUAAAAGAAAAGGAAAGACUAGAAGGUAAAGUUAAUAGUAUAUAAGAUGAACUUAAAAUGGAAAUUGAAAAAUCAAAAUAUUAUUCGGAA